Messenger RNA from Scedosporium apiospermum, 1215 nucleotides. RefSeq lists its product as uncharacterized. Gene Ontology annotation, cellular component: Cdc73/Paf1 complex. The record is from RefSeq and is a predicted model, not a curated record. Gene Ontology annotation, biological process: positive regulation of transcription elongation by RNA polymerase II; transcription elongation by RNA polymerase II. Gene Ontology annotation, molecular function: RNA polymerase II complex binding. Lineage: Eukaryota; Fungi; Ascomycota; Sordariomycetes; Microascales; Microascaceae. The coding region runs from base 1 to 1215 and encodes 404 amino acids. The transcript has 2 exons.
AUGGCCACCAUCGACCAAGACCCCCUCCUCCUCCUCCGCCAAUCCAUCGCCGCCAACAAACCCGCCAUCCCCACCUCAUCCACCGACCCCAGCAGCCCCGCCGUGCCCCUAUCCCAAGCGACGCACCUCCGCUUCCCCCACGCCAACGACACCGUCAUACCCAUCGCGGCAUCGACGCGCUUCGUCACCUCGGGCGAAAACGGCGUCAACGUCCGCAGCAUCUACUUCGCCUGGCUGAACCGCGAGGUCGCUAUCCCCGAAUACAAUGCAUCGGCGGCGAAGCUGAAUGCCGAGCUCGAGGCCUCGGGGAGCGAAGGCUCCGUGCAUAACCUUGCGUUUGUUGAGCGUUUGGAUCUCAUUACGUGGUUGGAGGGUGCUAGCGAGGAGAGUGAAUACAUAAAGCCGUUGGAGGGAGAUAAGGCGGGUGGUGCGGCCACGAAGGGAGCUGCUGCGGCUGCGGCCGGGCUGACAAGGUCGGGACGGGGGACGUUGGAUCCAAGGAUGGCUGCGAUAUAUAGCCAUGAGAGGCGGAUGGGCGAUAGGAACACGGUGUUAAGAGGGAUCAAGCCUACGGACUUUUCCCACGUUAGGAAGAUCGCCACGGUCUUUGUCCAGAGGAAGCCCCAGCACCCUGGAACAAGCAGCAUCGCCGACCCGGCUCUAUCCUCGCAACGCGCCCCCGGCCGCCGACCCGACCCCAUCAUCCUCCUUUCCCCUUCAGCUUCCUCGCUUCUCCGGAUGGCCAACAUCCGCUCGUUCCUCGAGGACGGCCGCUUCUCGCCCCCCGAUGGUCCCGGCACCGGCACGAACAUGCUCCACGUCACGCGCAUGAUGCGCGACAUCGACCCAUCACGGCCGAUCCGGUUCAUCCUCGUGGAAGGCCCCGAGCAGUUCAAACCGGAGUACUGGAACCGCGUCGUCGCCGUGUUCACGACCGGUCAGGCGUGGCAGUUCAAGAGCUACAAGUGGUCUACGCCCAGCGAGCUGUUCAAGCACGUUCUCGGAAUCUACGUUGGUUGGAAGGGGGAUAAGCCGCCUGAUACGGUGGCGAGCUGGGGUCACCGCGUUAUGCCGUGCGCGGUGGAUAGGUGGAGGGAUGCGCCUGAUGCUGCUAGGUUUAGGGACAAGGAGGUUGUGGAGGCGAUUUGGAAGGCUAUUGAGGGUAGUAUGAGGUCGAAGGGCUGGAAGAGGGAUGCUGCGCCGGCGAGGAUCUAA